ACAGUCUACAGAGAAAUUGAGGAGACACUUAAAAAACGAAUAAUGAUUUUUGAUGGUGCCAUGGGAACGAUGAUUCAAAAGUUGCACCUGACAGAAGAGAAUUUCAGGGGUGAGGAAUUCAAAAAUCACCCAAAGCCUUUGAAAGGUGAUAAUGAUCUGCUGAGCAUUACAUGUCCAGAUCAUAUUUAUAAAAUACAUAAGGAGUACUUAGAAGCUGGUGCAGAUUUCAUUGAAACAAAUACGUUCAACAGCACGGCAAUUGCACAAGCCGACUAUGGCCUUCAACAUAUGGCUUACAGACUGAAUUAUGAGUCAGCUAUGGUGGCUAGGAGGGCCGCAGACGAUGUUACCAAAGAAACUGGUGUGAGGAGGUUCGUAGCAGGAGCUCUGGGACCAACGAACAGGACCCUCUCCAUAUCUCCAUCCGUUGAAAGGCCAGAGUACAGAAACAUAACAUUCGAUGAGUUGGUGGAUGCUUAUAAAGAGGAAACAGCUGGUCUCCUGGACGGUCUUGUGGACGUGUUGAUUGUCGAAACCAUAUUUGAUACUGCUAAUGCUAAGGCAGCCAUAUAUGCGAUAGAUACAGUGCUGGAAGAAAGAAAUGUACACGUACCAGUUUUUAUAUCAGGGACGAUCGUGGACAAGAGUGGACGUACGCUGUCAGGGCAAACGACGGAGGCAUUCAUCAUCAGCGUGUCGCACUGCAAGCCCAUGUGUAUAGGUCUGAAUUGUGCCCUGGGUGCAAAUGAGAUGAGGCCAUUCAUCGAAUGUGUUGCUUUGAACACGAAGGCCUAUGUUAUCUGCUACCCUAAUGCUGGUCUACCAAAUACGUUCGGAGAAUAUGACGAAAGUCCCGAGUACACUGGAAAGAUGUUGAUGAACUUCGCGCGUGACGGCCUGGUGAACAUCGUUGGCGGCUGUUGCGGCACCACACCCAAGCAUAUCAAAGCCAUAGCUGAUGCAGUGAAAAGUUUCACACCCAGACUGCCCCCCGCUCAUUUGCAUGAUGACGCCUUGCUGUUGGCUGGCCUGGAGGCAUUACGUGUUGACCAGUACACGAACUUCGUGAACAUCGGUGAGAGAUGCAAUGUGGCUGGUUCGAGAGCAUUCUGCAAACUCAUCAAAGAUGAUAAAUAUGACGAAGCACUGAACGUGGCCAAAACGCAAGUUGAGAACGGUGCAGUAGUGUUGGACAUAAACAUGGAUGAAGGUAUGUUGGAUGGCAAGGCAGCCAUGACCAAGUUCGUCAACCUCAUCUCAUCAGAACCUGAUAUUGGAAAGGUCCCACUCUGCAUUGACUCCUCGAACUUUUCGACCAUCUUGGCUGGCUUGAAGUGCACUCAGGGCAAAUGUAUAGUCAACAGCAUCAGUCUGAAGGAGGGCACCCAGGACUUCAUCUCAAAAGCCAAGCAGAUCAAAUUGUUUGGGGCUGCCGUGGUUGUCAUGGCGUUCGAUGAAGUUGGACAGGCCACAGAUGUAGAAAGAAAGUUGGAAAUAUGCAGCCGAUCGUUCAGAAUCCUGGUCAAUGAGGUGGGCUUCCAACCGACUGACAUCAUAUUCGAUCCCAACAUCCUCACCAUCGGAACUGGAAUGGAGGAACAUAACGAUUAUGCUCUCAAUUAUAUCAACGCUGUUAAGCUCAUCAAAGAACAUAACAAGGGUUGCCGCAUCAGUGGGGGUGUGUCCAACUUGUCGUUUGCAUUCAGAGGGAAGGAGAGGAUCAGAGAAGCAAUGCAUAGUGUCUUUCUCUACCACGCUAUUAAGUCUGGUAUGGACAUGGGCAUUGUAAACGCGGGCUGUUUACCUCUCUACAGCGACGUCAACAAAGAACUAUUAGAACUUUGCGAAAAUUUAGUUUGGAAUAAAGAUAAAGAAGCUACAGAAAAAUUAUUGCUCUAUGCUCAGGGUCACAUGAGCAGCGACAAGAAGCAGAUCAUGGACGAGGAGUGGAGGGCGACAUCGGUGGAAGAACGAUUGGAACAUGCUCUCAUUAGAGGUCUCGACAAGUACAUCGUUGAGGACACGGAACAAGCGAGGAAGGAUAAGUUGAAGUACCCCAGACCAUUGAACAUCAUUGAGGGACCACUCAUGAAGGGCAUGAGUGUCGUUGGGGAUCUGUUUGGUUCUGGCAAGAUGUUUCUACCCCAAGUCAUCAAGUCUGCUAGAGUUAUGAAGAAGGCGGUGGGCUACUUGAUUCCAUUCAUGGAGGAGGAAAGGACUGAGAACAUCAAACGAACUGGUGUUGAUGACUUGGUCACGUACGUCGGUACCGUCGUCAUAGCAACUGUGAAAGGUGAUGUGCAUGACAUUGGCAAGAAUAUUGUUGCUGUGGUGCUGGGGUGCAACAAUUAUAGAGUGGUUGACCUUGGGGUGAUGACACCGUGUGAAAAGAUCAUUGAGUCAGUUAUCAAUGAAAAUGCCGACUUCGUCGGACUUUCCGGUCUGAUAACGCCUUCAUUGGACGAGAUGAUACACGUGGCUAAGGAGCUUGAGAGGCGGGGUUUGAAAAUACCACUCCUGAUUGGCGGAGCCACAACGUCCAAGACGCACACUGCCGUCAAGAUCGCUCCGAAGUAUUCAUCGCCCACCAUCCACGUGCUCGAUGCUUCCAAAUCUGUCGUCGUGUGUGGAGCCUUGAAGGAUGCUACAAAGCGGGAAGAAUUUAUUGAGGAGGUCGCCGAAGAGUAUGAAGAUCUGAGAAACGAUCAUUAUGAAUCUUUGAAGGAACGUGUUUACAUCUCAUUGGAGGCAGCUAGGCAGAGGAAGUUGAAGAUUAAUUGGAAGAUGGAUCCACCAGUUUGUCCUCCCUCAUUUCUGGGCCGCAGAGAUCUGAUAAAUUAUGAUCUGAAGAAGUUGCUGCCCUACAUUGAUUGGAAGGAAUUUUUCAAUGUCUGGCAGCUGAGAGGAAAGUAUCCAAACAGGGGCUACCCGAAGAUAUUCAACGAUCCAACUGUUGGCAAAGAAGCAAAAAAGUUGUUCGAUGAUGCAGAGUUGAUGCUGAACAACAUCAUCAACCAACAGUCUCUCCAAUGUUCAGCCGUCAUCGGCUUCUGGAGGGCUCAGAGUUCAGGAGAUGACAUCAAGCUGUUUGACUGCGUUGGUGAUAACAAUAACAAACAACAUAUCUCCACUUUGUACGGAAUUAGACAACAAGCCGAGAAAGAUUCCUCCUCAGAAGAUUCUUACAUGUGCCUUUCAGAUUUUGUGGCUCCAGAAGACAGUGGCGUCCCUGACCACGUCGGCAUGUUCGCCGUCAGCUGCCUCAACGUCGACAAAUUAAUUGCUCAGUAUGAGGCAGAUUAUGAUGAUUACCACGUCAUCAUGGUAAAAGCUCUGGCUGACAGACUGGCUGAGGCAUUUGCAGAGGAAUUACACGAGCAGGUGCGGAAAGUUCAUUGGGGUUAUUGCAAGGAUGAGAGCUUGCAAGCUAGGGAGCUCCAUCAAAUUAAGUACCAGGGCAUUAGACCCGCCCCUGGCUAUCCCAGCCAGCCAGACCACACUGAGAAGGAAACCAUGUGGAACCUUUUGGAACCCCAACGAUUGGGUAUCCACCUGACAGAAUCCCUGGCCAUGACACCAGCUGCAUCAGUUAGUGGUUUGUACUUUGCACAUGCCAAGUCUACGUACUUCAGUACUGGCAAAAUUACGAAGGAGCAGGUUGAAGACUACUCACGCAGGAAAGGUACCCCAUUCGCCAGCAUUGAAAAAUGGUUGCUGCCUGUGUUAGCAUACGAUCCGGAUUAA
This is a messenger RNA of Helobdella robusta, 3744 nucleotides long. RefSeq lists its product as hypothetical. NCBI's taxonomy places the organism in Eukaryota, Metazoa, Annelida, Clitellata, Rhynchobdellida, Glossiphoniidae. Gene Ontology annotation, biological process: pteridine-containing compound metabolic process. The record is from RefSeq and is a predicted model, not a curated record. Gene Ontology annotation, molecular function: methionine synthase activity; zinc ion binding; cobalamin binding. The transcript has 35 exons. The annotation marks the transcript as partial.